Molecule: messenger RNA, 2712 nt
Organism: Choloepus didactylus (southern two-toed sloth)
Lineage: Eukaryota; Metazoa; Chordata; Mammalia; Pilosa; Megalonychidae
Gene: KLF15
Product: Kruppel like factor 15
Exons: 3
Coding region: 1465-2712 (415 amino acids)
Biological process (GO): regulation of transcription by RNA polymerase II
Molecular function (GO): RNA polymerase II cis-regulatory region sequence-specific DNA binding; DNA-binding transcription factor activity, RNA polymerase II-specific
Source: RefSeq, a predicted model, not a curated record
GUCAGGACCCUGGGCUGCUGGGUGCAGUCUGGAUUACAUUUCUUUGGGAAGGCACUGGAAGCUGUUCCCUCUCACCCCCACUCUCCUUUAUUUUCCCCAUUGUUUGUUUUUCUAUAAUUUCAUCUGUAAAUAUCUUAUUUUAUGCCUCUAGAAGCUAAGGCCUCCUUUAAAAAAAAAAAAAACCCAACCACAAUGCCAUCAUCAUGCUUAAAAAUAUUAGCAGUCAUUCCUUAAUACGAUGGGGACAUCCAGUUAGUGAUCACAUUUCAUGGGAGAGUGUUAGGCAGGGAGGAUUUUCUUCCCCCAUUCAGCCCUUUUCUAUGGAUGUAAUCCCAGAUUCCGGCAAGGCUGGAGUCCCCCUGAUUCCUUAGCAUCGCAGCAGAGGGGCCAUGUGUUUGAAGAUAAAUUAUGAACACCAUAAGGGCUGGGAUUGACCAGGUGCUCGCUUGUGUGAACAGACACUAGUAGGUGCUUAACACGUGUUAGCUCAUUGGAUUCUCAGGACAACCAGGGGACCAGGGGUUGUGGCAGCAUCCCUAUUUAACAAACCAAGACACAGAUGCAAAGAAGUUGCAUCACCUGCCUGAUGUGCCAACUGCCAGAGGUGCCCAGCUGAUAAGUUGCAGAGGCAGGAGUGAAACCCCGGCUUGGAAGCAAAAAGGGUGGGAGCGGUCCUUUCCAGUACCUGAUUUGGAGAACAGUGUGUAUUUUGAAACCCCCAGCUUUAAAUACUUGGUGGAGUAUUUAAAAAACGGAAGCAAAAUGUCCUUCCGGCAAAACUGCCCCUGGGGCGCAGACAAGCCAGGGGCAUCUGCCUUGUCUCAGCAUCCUGCACCUCUUUGAAUGAGCUGAGGAGUAAGAUCAGUGGUCUUGGAGUCUCCACGCAGGAGAGGGGCUUAGACGUCAUGGAGGCAUGGCACAGAUCGGGAAACUCGGGCCUUGAUGGGAGCCAGGACUUGCCCAGAGUCCCAGGUGAUGAUGGUCCUGGUGCUGGAUGGUUUCUUCCCGUGGUUCAUUCUGUUGACAGUUGGGCAGUGCCGGGCCACCAGGCCCCAGGAGUGGUCCUUGAUUCAGAUCCUGGGGAUAGGUGCAGAGGCCAUGCAAAUCAGAGACUUUCUGGCUCUGGCUACAGAUCAUUCCUCUUCCCCAACCUCGAUAAACGCUGAGCCGUGGUUACUGGGCGGGGACAAAGGUCCAUAGAGGUGGCCCGUCACGGUCGGACACUGUUGACUCUCCUCGGAUGCCAAACCUAUCCCGGCCUUGGGCUUCAGAGGAUGGAGCUUUCCGCUCUCCUUUCUAUUGGCAUUCCCUGAGCCCCUCCUGGACACCAGGCACCCCACUGGGCACAGGACACUGCGGAGACCCGACAGCCAGCCUGUCCUCAUGGAAUGCCCAGUUUAGUGGGGAAUCAGGAGUUAGCUGAGCCCUUCCAAGGUGCCGCCCCCCCGGCGCGGUCAGACCAGCAUGGUGGACCACUUGCUCCCAGUGGACGAGACCUUCUCGUCGCCAGAAUGCCCUGUUGGUUGUCUGAGCGACAGGCUGAGUGGCCGGCGGGCGUACCACAUGCUGCCCUCGCCACUCUCGGAAGACGACAGUGACUCCUCCAGUUUCUGUUCCUGUGCCAGCCCUGAUUCGCAAGCUCUCUGCUCCUGCUACAGUGGCAUCUCAGGUGCCGAGCGCCAGGACAGCAUCUUGGACUUCCUGCUAUCCCAGGCCACCUUGGGCAGCAGCGGUGGUGGUGGCAGCAUUGGGGUCAGUGGGGGCCCCAUGGCCUGGGGGGCCUGGCGGAGGGCACCGGCGCUUGCGAAAGGGGAGCAUUUCAGCUUCCCCGAGUUCCCUGUGGGUGACCCCGAUGACGUCUCGAGGCCCUUCCAGCCCACCCUGGAGGAGAUUGAAGAGUUUCUGGAAGAGAACAUGGAACUGGGUGUUAAGGAGGCCCCAGAGGGUAACAGCAAGGACUUCGAGGCCUGUGGGCAGCUCUCGGCUGGGCCACACAGAAGCCACCUCCAUCCUGGGGCUGGGGGCAAAGAGAGCCGGACACCCCCGCCGAGCAGCACCGGUGCUAGUGGUGACCAUGGCCCAGGUGGGGGUCUCACAUCGGACAGCCCCAUCCCGGUGCUGCUUCAGGUCCAGCCGGUGCAGGUCAAGCAGGAGUCGGGGGCCGGGCCAGCCUCCCCUGGGCAGGCCUCGGAUCCCGUCAAGGUCACUCAGCUCCUGGUCAACAUCCAGGGACAGACCUUCGCGCUGGUGCCCCAGGUGGUGCCGUCCUCCAACUUGAACCUGCCGUCCAAGUUCGUACGCAUCGCCCCUGUGCCCAUCGCCGCCAAGCCCAUCGGGUCGGGACCCCUGGGGCCCGGCCCUGGCAGCCUCCUGGUGGGCCAGAAGUUCCCCAAGAACCCAGCGGCUGAACUCAUUAAAAUGCACAAAUGUACUUUCCCUGGCUGCAGCAAGAUGUACACCAAAAGCAGCCACCUCAAGGCCCACCUGCGCCGACACACGGGCGAGAAGCCCUUUGCCUGCACCUGGCCGGGCUGCGGCUGGAGGUUCUCGCGGUCCGACGAGCUGUCGCGGCACAGGCGCUCGCACUCUGGCGUGAAGCCGUACCAGUGUCCCGUGUGCGAGAAGAAGUUCGCUCGGAGCGACCACCUGUCCAAGCACAUCAAGGUGCAUCGCUUCCCCCGAAGCAGCCGCUCCGUGCGCGCCGUCAACUAA